AUGUUGACAGACAUUGUGCGCACUGCCUGUAGGUCAUCAAUUACAAAUUCUUUUACCAAAGCUGGUCGCUCUUCGCUAAAAGGAGCACCGGUACGAUGGUUCACCGGGAAAGGUGUCGAUUCAGAACGAAAGUUUAGAAUACGAUCUACAGUGUAUUAUGUGGCAGCUGCUGGUGUUUUGACCGUCGGUCUAAGCUAUGCAGCCGUUCCGUUGUAUCGUAUGUUUUGCCAAGCGUACAGCUAUGGAGGCACCACAAGUCAGGGGCACGAUGGUGAGAAGGUUGAGACCAUGCAAAAAGUGAAGGAUAGAGUGUUAAAGAUAAAGUUUAAUGCCGAUAUAGGUGCAUCGAUGCGGUGGAAUUUCAAACCACAACAAACCGAGAUUAAGGUCGUUCCCGGUGAAACGGCGCUAGCAUUCUAUUCGGCAAAAAAUCCCACCGACCAUCCCGUUGUUGGAAUUAGUACGUACAACGUGAUUCCGUUUGAAGCCGGAGCGUAUUUCAAUAAAAUACAGUGCUUUUGCUUCGAGGAACAGCAGCUCAAUCCGCACGAGGAGGUAGACUUGCCGGUAUUCUUCUAUAUCGAUCCGGAAUUUAUCGAGGACCCUAAGAUGGAACUCGUAGAUUCAAUAACGUUAUCGUACACUUUCUUUGAAUCGAAAGAUGGUGUUAACAUACAGAUGCCGGUGUAUGCAAAAAAAAAUGGUUAA
Molecule: messenger RNA, 708 nt
Organism: Anopheles marshallii
Lineage: Eukaryota; Metazoa; Arthropoda; Insecta; Diptera; Culicidae
Gene: Cox11
Product: cytochrome c oxidase assembly protein COX11, mitochondrial
Exons: 2
Coding region: 1-708 (235 amino acids)
Cellular component (GO): mitochondrial inner membrane
Molecular function (GO): copper ion binding
Source: RefSeq, a predicted model, not a curated record